AGAUGAUGUUAUCACACAAAUUGUUCAAGCUGUUUCUUGGCACCUUCAUCUAGAACAUUUAACAAAAUCAGCAAUGUCAAUUGGGAACACUAUGGGUCAUGGAGGACCAAGACAUUAUGUAUUGAUCCUGAGUUUCGAAGAUGCCUCGGACGAUGUGUAUAAUGCUUUACAUGAGAACAACAUUAAUGCUGUUAAAGAUGUUGGAAGCAUUGGAUGGAGUGAAUAUUUGGACCCAACAGCUGUUAGAGCAAUUGAAGAGUCAAGGAUUUCAAUUAUUGUAUUCUCUUAUGAAUUCUGUGCAUAUCCUCCAUCAAGACUCGACGAACUUGUUAUGAUCCUUGAUCGUAUGAAAACAAAGGGCAAAUUGGUUUUGUCCAUUUUCGACGGUGUAAACCCUUUAGAUGUAAGACAUCUAAUAACAAGGUGGGGAGCAGGAAUGCAAAUGCCUGAAAAAUUGGAGAACUGGAACUUGGCUUUGUCUGAAGUAGCUUACAUACCUGGUUGGAGCUUAGAAAAAGGGUAUGUCUCUACUUUGAAAUCAGAACAAGGUUUCUAA
Messenger RNA from Prosopis cineraria, 556 nucleotides. RefSeq names its product disease resistance protein RUN1-like. The coding region runs from base 74 to 556 and encodes 160 amino acids. Gene Ontology annotation, biological process: signal transduction. NCBI's taxonomy places the organism in Eukaryota, Viridiplantae, Streptophyta, Magnoliopsida, Fabales, Fabaceae. The transcript is spliced from 2 exons. The record is from RefSeq and is a predicted model, not a curated record.